GGAAAGAGAUUUCUUCAAGCCUGAAACAUUUUUUCAACACUCUGAAUCCCAUUUGUGAACUCAUCCCGAAAGAAUUCCAAUGGCAACUUUGCACAUUAGAUCGAACAGUCUGCCUUCCAAAUCCCAUCCUGUGCUGAAUAAUGUCGAAGAUCUUUUGUGUAGGCUGAAGUCUUCAGAAGAGACAUCGACAUCAGUAUGUGCAGAUUUGGCUAAUCUUCGAUGUUUACAUGAAGGAAUCGAGAACAUGAUUCAGAUGCCUUCGAUCCAACAAGCCCUUGCCGCAGAAGACAAUGAAAAAUGGACUAACGAGCUGCUCGAAGAAUCUCUUCAACUCAUGGAUCUCUGUGGCUUCGCCAGAGAUGUUCUGAGUUUAUCCAAGGGAUCCAUUCAAGAACUUCAGUCCACAAUAAGGCGGAGCAGAGGCGAAACAAUAGAUGCAACAAAUACAUACAUGGCUUCAAAAAAGAAGAUCGGUAAAAUGGUCAAGAAAUCGAUCAAGAACUUCAAGAGCUUCAACAGAAUCAGUGCGCCAAUCGUUGGCGAGGACUCCGAUCUCGAUCUCAAGGCUGUUUUUGAUACACUUAAAGAAGCUGCAGCUUUCGAUUUCACCGUCCUAAAGUCUGUUCUGAUGUUUUUGUGCGGCGAUGAGGGAAGAUCGAAGAAAAGAAGCUGGUCAUUAGUUUCUGCAAUUUUCUCUCAACCCACGAAAACAACAGUAGACGCAGAUGCGCAGAACUUCUUGAAGCAGAUGAAAUCAUCUGAAGUGACUAUUCAAGAACUUGAAGAUGAACUAGAAGCCUUCUACAGGACUUUAGUGAAAGCUAGAGUCUUUCUCCUCAAUGCCCUCACCCAUUGAAUCACAACCAUAUGCUUCUG
This is a messenger RNA of Andrographis paniculata, 876 nucleotides long. RefSeq lists its product as uncharacterized. NCBI's taxonomy places the organism in Eukaryota, Viridiplantae, Streptophyta, Magnoliopsida, Lamiales, Acanthaceae. Gene Ontology annotation, biological process: shoot system development; root development. The record is from RefSeq and is a predicted model, not a curated record. The coding region runs from base 80 to 856 and encodes 258 amino acids. The transcript has a single exon.